Messenger RNA from Carica papaya (papaya), 1035 nucleotides. The record is from RefSeq and is a predicted model, not a curated record. NCBI's taxonomy places the organism in Eukaryota, Viridiplantae, Streptophyta, Magnoliopsida, Brassicales, Caricaceae.
AUAUUAAAAGGGGAUGCCAAAGAAUCAUUAUCAUUAUUCUUUCAAAUGAUAUUGUCCGCUGUUAUACCAAACGAGUUCACCUUCUCUACGAAUCUAAGGGCAUGCGGGCUUUUGGGCAGUCUUGAAAAUGGAAUGCGAAUACAUGGUAUGUGUGUUAAGAGAGGAUUUGAGAAGCUGCUUGUAGUGGGAAAUUCUAUUACUGACAUGUACUCGAAAUGUGGAAGAAUUAAUGAAGCGGAGAUAAUGUUCAAAUCAAUGCCAAUCAAGAAUCUUAUAAGUUGGAAUGCAAUGAUUGCAGGAUACACACUUGCAGGAUAUGGUGCAAAAGCUAUCAGUGCGUUCCAGAGGAUGCAAGGAGAUGGGAUGAUUCCUGACGAAUUCACAUUAACAAGCAUGUUGAAAGCUUGUGCUGGUCUUGACACAAUUCAUGGAGGAAAGCAAGUUCAUGGUUUCUUGAUCACAAGUGGAUUCCCAUGUUUGGCUAAGGCAACAACUGCAGGCGCUCUUAUAGAUUUAUAUGUAAAAUCUGAAAAUUUGUUCGAAGCUCGGAAAGUAUUCAAUCACGUUGAGGAGAAGAAUGUCAUAUCCUGGAGUUCGCUGAUCUUAGGUUAUGCCAAAGCCGAGAACUUGAAUGAGGCUCUGGAUUUAUUCAGGCAGCUUCGCAUCAGUUGCUCACGAAUAGAUGGUUUUGUGCUAUCAAGCAUUAUUGGUGUGUUUGCUGAUUAUGCUCUUGUGGAGCAAGGUAGGCAAAUGCAUGCCUACACCGUUAAAAUUCCAUCUGGUCUAGAAACAUCAGUAUGUAAUUCAAUUGUGGACAUGUAUCUCAAGUGUGGAAUGAUAGAUGAAGCAGAGAGAUCUUUCAAGAAAAUGACAAUGAGAAAUUUGGUUUCCUGGACGGUAAUGAUCACUGGCUAUGCAAAUUAUGGUCUGGGAAAAGAAGCAAUUCAUCUCUUUGAUGAAAUGCAGUUAAGUGGAGUGGAACCUGAUGAGGUGACUUAUUUAGCGAUACUCUCAGCUUGUAGCCAUUGUGGACUC